Molecule: messenger RNA, 3312 nt
Organism: Haliotis rufescens (red abalone)
Lineage: Eukaryota; Metazoa; Mollusca; Gastropoda; Lepetellida; Haliotidae
Product: serine-rich adhesin for platelets-like
Exons: 5
Coding region: 60-2543 (827 amino acids)
Cellular component (GO): extracellular region
Molecular function (GO): chitin binding
Source: RefSeq, a predicted model, not a curated record
AUCUUGGGAUAGAGACAUUAAGAGCUCUGCGAACUCACUUGACUCGAGGCUUUGGAAAUAUGGUAUACCCUGCCGCUACUAGAAAGAUGUUGCUGGCUACGCUGCUGAUGGUGCUGUUGGCACAUCAUGUCACCUCCAAACCCCUUGAUGUGUCAGCGAGAAUUACCACGCUGCUCAACGAGAACAUUUCCAAUUCCUUACAAGAUAAAGCAGAGGCUAUCGACACUAUCCUGAAACUCCUUGCUGAAAUUGACCUUCCCGCUAUCUGUGAAGCCGUUAUGGGAGAGAGAAAUGGCGACGUUACCCAGAUGGACAACAUCAUUGCCCAAGCCGCCAAGGAACAAGGCUUCCCUCAUAUGAUGACCACUAAACUACAAAACGCUGAUGCCAUCCCAUUCCCUGUUAAUUUCCCCAUGAAGUCCGAGGACAUUCUCCCCGCUGACUUUCCUCUCAAGUCAAAGGAUAUUCUCAAGCCUGUGAAAGAACAAGCUGCUACAAGCGCCUUCACUGAACCCACCUCAACAGAAUCCCCAUCCAUAUCGACUGACCCAUCAACCCAUGUGAUAAUCCAGAGUGUUCAGUCCCUGAAGCCUAACGUCUCUCUCUCCGCUGAAGCUAGACGGAUGAACAGCCAGGAGAUUAAAAGAGUCGAAAGACCAGAACUUGUUGGAUUCAAACUUGCCCCAUCUGAGCAUUACAGGAAGGAACUGGAAGGCGAAACUGAAAAAACUGAAGGAAAAGUCUCAGGUACGAUGGAAACUGUACAGUCAAUUGUUGAAGGAUCAACAUACAUGACUUUGGCAGAUGAGGCUGUCACUACUGAACCCACUCCAGAUGACGUAGAUACGAACACUACUGAUGCUACAGAAAUGAAUACCACAACAGCCACAUGGGCGUCAUCCACAUCUUCUCCUACAUCUACAGAGGCAUCAACCCCUGCUGCAACUUCAACCGAAUCUGAUGUUUCAACUUCGUCCGUCUUUUCAACGUUUUCUACUGCUGAAAUAGAAACCACCACAUCCAACGAGAUUAUUGAAGAUGUAGUGAAUGAUACCAUUUCAAAUAUAUCCUCGGUAGAGACAGCAGCUGCAUCACGGAACGUUUCUCUACCAGAAUCCAGUGCCGAGGAGGUCACCAAUGAAACCCAAGUCAUGAAUGCUACAACCACAAGUGAAUUCAACAGCACUAAUGAACUGGAAACAACCUCAGAUAACAUCACUGCAUACCAGCCAUUAAAUGCCACAGCUGCUGACGAGAUACUGUCAGAUAAUUCUUCUUCAUCUGUAAAUGAAUCUGCUUCCUCAUAUGAACAGACAACCGAGAAAAGCCCCAAUACCACCAUCGCUGUCAAUACAACUGAAGAAAAGGCAGAGGAACAGCAGACGACAACAGCAGUGACAACAGAGACAACAUCAAACAUGACUGAAAGCUACGAAACCAAUGCCACUACGACCACAACAACGACUGAGGCUACAACUAUCGUCACUAAUGCUACUUAUGACGCUCGUAAUACAACCGAUGCCUUCACAGUAUUGGAAACUUCAGAAAAUAUCACAGAGACUGAUUCCGAUGCCCAGGCGAUUCCAGCUGAACUGCCAAAUACAGAACCAACCAGCACCCUUGACUAUUUCUGGACUCCGGGAAAGACCAUCCCGAUGACUGACAGCCUGUAUGAAUAUGAUGACUCAACUGAUGACGCCUCGUCUUUCCACGUGAGCACAUCCUCAGAUUAUGUUCAAGAAGAAGCUGCUGACAACACCAACACGACAGUGAACAAGACGUUCGACAUUACAAUGGAAACAACACCCGAGGUCUCCACUGAAGCCUACCCAGCAACACCCUCAGAAUACGACUAUGUUUACAACCUUGAAGAUCUGACUGGCACCAACAAACACGAUUCUGCCUAUAAUAGAUAUGAAGACGCAGGUCAGUACGGUGCAUAUGAUGCCAACAACGUCGAUUACGCUACCGGGGAAAUGACAGACUAUGGUAUGGAUUCUCUGAAAACAAACCCAAGAUUCCUUGCCGGGGAUCAUUUCAACGACGCAAGUAAACACCAGGGGCAGAACAUGCUCGCCAGUGCUGACAGCCCAGCCAAUACCGCCGCUACACAAGACUUUAUGUUGUCGGCCCAGCCAGGAUAUUACAAUUCACUGGCUGACCAGACAUCAUGGUCAGACAACAAGUUUCAACACAACUCUGUAGAUGGUAAAGACUUUGACAAGAGUUUCACUGCUGCUGAUAGGAAAACAGUUGCUGUCCCAAGCCUUACCGACGGUCCAAAUAGUCUGGCUGCAUCCGUCGGUGUCAGACAAAAGACUGUUUGGUCCGAGCCGACUCUACCACAGAUAUUCUACCAACCAAAUGGAUACGCAUGCCCCGGAUUGUUUGGCUACUAUGCAGAUGCUGAUGACUGUCAAGCGUUCUUCAUCUGCAGUUGGGGGGUACCCUACAGGUUCCUCUGUCCGAAAGCCACUCUGUGGAACUCUAUUGAGAGUGUCUGUGAUUGGAGCAAUAACGUCAAUUGCAGCAGACAGAAAUAAGCAGUGAAACAGAAAUUGAUAUUAACCGAGAACUUCUAUUGUUAACAAAGUAUUAUAUCGAAAAGACGAUGUCUCAGGACGAAGAGUAGUCUCCCCUUCGUGACUUCCCUGCACACCGGGAACAUUCAAGUCGAUGAAGCUUUCGUGCCACGUCCAUCUGAACAGAGAACUGUGUGGGAGUGAUUAAUGUUAUAUGAGAAUGCAGUGUUUAUACACUCUGAUCUGAUAUAGUGAUGGUUACAUAAGGAGAUGAUAAUUCUUAAUAGUACUACUGUAACCCAAAGCACGUUCCCUUAAAGGUGUUUCGUACGUUUCGAUAUGAGUAUGAAAGAUAUUUUCUCUCGACCUAUGUUAUUUAUACACUUCCAAAAUGUAAUAAGGGUUAUUUAGGCAAUAGAGACAAACUCGUUGGUUCAGUACCAGAAAGCACAUGUCUUAGUUUAAAUAUAUCAGGGUAAUUCGAAGAUUUCUCUCUGAAAUUGGGGCGAUGGGGUAACCUUGUGGUUAAAGCGUUCGCUCGUCACGCCGAAGAAAUAACCAUUGAAGAAUAUUUGCCGUCUCAUAGUUCAUUCUCAAAUAGUUCAAUAUCUAUAUCGGCGUUGUUUUAUGUUUGUAUGUUAUUAUAUAUUCAUUGAAUUUGAAAUAUUUAUGUACAUAGAGAGAAUAUUAUGAAAGUGUACAUAGCCCUCGUUUUAUACAUUUAUAAAUAUUUUUAUACCGAUUUGAAUACUCUUACAUUUGCUUUGUAUAUGUGCAAAUUUUGCUCAAA